Trichobilharzia regenti is the source of this 1182-nucleotide messenger RNA. NCBI's taxonomy places the organism in Eukaryota, Metazoa, Platyhelminthes, Trematoda, Strigeidida, Schistosomatidae. The record is from the annotation of a GenBank genome assembly.
GUUGAUCAAUAUGAAAUCAUUGGUGAUAGGUCAUAAAUUAAAGAUUACAAAGUUUGCAGUUACUUCUGAAGAAGGCUGUUACCUAAAGUAUCUGAUUUUAUCAUGUGCAACUGUUUUGAUGACAAUAAUUAUCACGAUGUGCACAGCGACCAUACCAACUCUGCAAAAAGUGUACGGCACUCUGUUACUCCCAUCCAUAUUUUUUGUACUUGGCUUAACUCUCACUGGGGUGAUUCUGUUUGUUAAAAAAGUUCAAGAGCGCUUGCCAUUGUUUAUUGGACUGUUAGUACUUGCUGUUUUAUUGUUGUCUUGGGGAAUACCUGGUAUAACAGCAGCUGUCGGAUUGUGGAAUAUUUUAUCAUGGUUUCUGACAUUGGCUGUUUCUGUUGGUGCUCUAAUUUUGGGAUACAAAAUGAAAAAGCUGUCCAAGAAAGCGAGCAUUAUACUACUGAGUUUUGCAGGUGGAAUUGCGGGAGUAGGAUUCAUUGUGUUUAUUACUUUAAUAGCCACUAAGAAUCACACGAUUUCAGCCUAUCUAACUCCCUUAAUCUUUAUUUUCGCCCUGUUGAUGGUGAAACGUAAGACUUCACUCGGUUCCACUACUCUAUAGCCAUCGCCUUUCUCAUACUUCUGCUUCUACUUUUUGUGUGUGUAUGUGCAAUUGCCUGUUCAUACCUGUACUCUAGAAAGCAUUCCAAAGGUCAAAAUUAUCCCUUCAUUUUGUAAAUAAUAAUAUUAAUAUAAACUAAAUCAUAUAUAACUCAACAUAUUCCCCGAAUCGCACAAGUUAUUCAAUCUGCAGUACUUUUUAUCAGCUUUACAUGCACAACCGUGCUAACAUCAGUGCUGAUAUACUUAAUAUGAAUAUUCAUGUUUCUGUAGUUCCUUUUAUUUUAAUAGGUGUUAUAUCUAACUGGACAUGGUAUAAAACGUUGCAGUAAGCCUGAAACAAGCAGUCUUCUACCGAUUUGGAUAUCACUGAUUACUUGGACAGCGGUAGUAAUAGUUUAUGUAUUCAUAUCUAUUAUGUUUCCGAAAAAUAAAAGAUACACCAACGAGACUCAACAUUUGUCCUUCAAAAUUUUGGCAUGAAUAGUUUUACUUUAUCCAUCUGUUUUUCGUAAUGUUAACUUGCUGAAUACAAUUUGAAAUAUAAUUUGAAACUAUAUAAAUUGAAUAUAC